Molecule: messenger RNA, 942 nt
Organism: Trichoderma reesei QM6a
Lineage: Eukaryota; Fungi; Ascomycota; Sordariomycetes; Hypocreales; Hypocreaceae
Exons: 2
Coding region: 1-942 (313 amino acids)
Source: RefSeq, a predicted model, not a curated record
AUGGGCUGGCUUCCUUCAAUCUUUGGCGGCGACGCCCCGAAUCCCCUCGGCAAGCUGGACCCCAAGCUUCGCGAGUUUCUCGAAAAAGAAUCCCCCGUCAAAUACAUCCCCAACCAGCAAGCGACAUCACCAUCACCAUCAUCAUCAUCAUCACAGCGGCAAGAUGCUCCCCCAGAAGCCGCGGCACCAGACGCGAAGAAGCCAGAGCCGGCGGCGGUCCCAUCAGCGAGCCUCUACCAAGACGGGCGGUAUGCGCAUCUGUGGAAGAACUACCGGCCGCUAGCAGAGGUCGAGGAGGAGAACUCGACGGACCACGACAAGCUCAUGUCCGUGCUGGAGGGGUACAAGGAGCGCAAGGCGGCGAUUGCGAGGGCCGGGCUCGAGAACUGCGCGCCGCAGCAGGAGGAGUGGAUCAACUGCAUGAAGAGCGGCAGCUGGGAGGACCAGCUGCAAAUGUGCCGGCACCAGGUGCGGCGGUUCGAGAGGUGCUACACCAUGCAAUCUAGAUUCUUGAGAGCGCUGGGAUACGGAUCAGUAGCAGGCCGCCCGGCAGAAGUCGACGAAGACAUCCAGCUCCACGCCGACGCGCUCUUUCAGCGCAUGCUCCAGCACGAAGCCGAGGUCGAAAAGGCAAAGGAGAACGGCACCCUCAUCCCGACCUUUGACCCGUCCAUCCCCAAGCCAAGCGUCGCGGCCGCCGCCGCCGUCAAGCCCUCCGAGGAGCUCGAAAAGCAGUGGAAGGAGAAGCUGGACCAGCUGCCCGAGGACGAGCGACCCGCAGAGGAGGCGGCGCUGCGGGCGGAUCUGCAGGCCAAGGCGGACGUGGCGCGCAACGUCAAGAAGAUCUGGGACGCCAAGAGGGAGGAGAGGGAGGUCCGGCGGGCGGAAGGGCAGGCGACGUUUUCGGAUACGAUUGCUGCGUUGUUUAGCAGGGGGAAGUGA